Molecule: messenger RNA, 1380 nt
Organism: Argentina anserina (silverweed cinquefoil)
Lineage: Eukaryota; Viridiplantae; Streptophyta; Magnoliopsida; Rosales; Rosaceae
Exons: 5
Coding region: 130-1032 (300 amino acids)
Biological process (GO): protein refolding
Cellular component (GO): cytoplasm
Source: RefSeq, a predicted model, not a curated record
CAGACCUCCCAAAACACAGAGCCACCCAACCAAAUCACCAUAUACAAACCUUAGCUAAGCAAGCUACAACCUUUCUCUGGGGACAUGAAAGUAAUCAACCACUCCAGACACUAGUUCACUCCAUAGAACAUGCAUGGGUUUCUGGCUUUACUCCCUCUAACACCACCACCACACACCUUGUGUUUCUUCAACCUCUCUUCUUCUUCUUCUUCUUCUUCUUCUUCUUCUUCUUGUUCAAGAUCUCUUCUUUACUUCCAAAUCAGACCCAAUUCUUCGAAACCCGUUUUGGGUUGUCCUUCAAAGACCGACUUGAAUCUCCUUGUCUUGUCCUCCCACUCUUCGAGUUUUUAUAGUAAAAGACGACGCUUUGUAACGAGAGCGAGUCGCGGGGAGUCACCUUACCAAGUUCUGGGGGUGUCUCCUUCUGCUUCUGAUGUGGAGAUCAAGAAGGCCUAUCGAAAACUCGCCCUUAAGUAUCACCCAGAUGUUAAUAAAGAGGCAAAUGCACAGGAGAAAUUUAUGAGGAUUAAACAUGCGUAUAGUACAUUGCUGAGUUCAAAAUCUCGGGGGAAAUAUGGCUCUAUUUACGGAUCUGACAAAUCCUAUUCUGGCUCUCAAAGAAGCCAAAGUAAGAAGGCUCCAGAUGAAGAAGAGUUUUAUGGAUUUGGUAAUUUUUUGAGGGAUGUUCAAAUAACAAUAGAGGACCUCUUUAAAGAUAUUCAAUCAGAGUUCCAGAACUGGGAAGAAAGUGCUUCUAAAGAAGGAAAACCAAGGAGUCUGUGGGAGGAAUUGUCGGAAAUUGGAGAAGAAUUUGUGGAAUUUCUUGAGAAAGAACUCAACAUAACGGAUCAAGAGGUUGAAUCAAAUAACAUCAAUGAAGGGCCUGAGAAGGGCAAUCCAUCUGGAAAUUCUGGGGCAGAGAGAACGAAAAGUGCAAGUAAAAAGGAGUCCACCAUGGGCGCUAGUAUAGAAGACAAUAUUGAUGAGAUAGAAGCUACUCUUGCUCAGUUGAAAAAAGAAUUGGGGUUGUAGCACAGAAAUGCAGCUUUUUCAAUUCGUGAAGGAAACAUAUUGAUAAGGUGGAGGGGAAGAAAAUAGAAUAAGAAAAAGUAGAGAUGGAGGAUUCAGCUAAUCCUUUCAAUUCUUGGACAGAUGAUAGAAGGUUCUCAAGUCAAAAUAUAAAAUGACUUCAGUAUUCUUCAAUUUCAUAUCAAAGGCAAUAUGUAGAGUAAAAUUACGAGUGUUUUGCUUCCAAUAGUGUGAUUACAUUUUCUCUUGUAUUCAGAUGUGGAUAUAUGAAAAUCAAGUGCUGUUCUAAGGAUUCUUGUGCUGAAGGGCGGUCCUUGAUAUACUUUAUUCAGUUCUGUAAUUGGCCCUGGA